GUAAAGAAUGUGGAAGAUUGUAACAAGUUACAGUUAUCUGCAAUUAUGAUGGAAAAGCAGGUAAAUCAGAAAUUGAAAGACAUGCAGGAACAACGAAGCAUGUGAAUACUAAUGUGAAAACCCUGAAAAACACAAGGAGCAUAUUGGACAUGACAUCCUUUAGUGGAAACAGCAAGAAAGAAAAACUGGUGAAAGAAGGCGAAAUACGGUUAGCGGCUGUUGUCAGUGAGCUGAAUCUUCCCUUUUCAACCGUUGAUCGUCUCCUUCCUGUGAUAAAGGCAAUGUGUCCAGAUUCAGAAAUAGCAAAAAAAUUGAAGUGUGGAAAAAUAAAAUGCUCAGCAAUUGUGAAGAAUGUAUUAGGUAAGAAGGAGCAUGAUGAUUUGCUUGAUCUACUAAGGAACAACUGUUUUUCUUUGAUAGUGGAUGAAUCAACUGACCGUGGCUGCAUUAAACAUCUAGCUCUUGUAGCCAGAGUGGUAACUGUGAAAGGUGUGAAGGAUAUGUUUCUAACGCUUGUUCCUUUGGAAAGUGCCACUGCAUCCAGCCUUCAUGAACACAUAAAGUCUGUGUUCAGAGAAGCUGACAUAUCAUAUAAGGAACACAUGAUUGGAUUCGCUGCUGGCGGUGCCAAUGUGAUGAUGAGGGUAAAUAAUUCCCUUUCAACUCUCCUUAAACAAGAUAUUCCAAAUUUGUUUGUGAUGAAAUGCAUUUGUCACUCUUUUCAUCUCUGUGCUUCAUACGCUUGCAAAAAGUUACCUAGGUCAGUUGAGGAUCUGGCACGUGACAUACACAAUUACUUCUUAUCUCCUAAGCAGUCCAUGGCUUUCAAGGAGUUUCAGGAAUUCGCUGAUGUGAAACCCCACAAGAUUCUACAUCCAUCCCAAACACGAUGGCUAUCGCUCCACAGUGUAGUGAAAAGACUUCUAGAACAACUCCCAGCUUUGAAGCUGUUUUUUGCUCAAGCACUGAUGGAGGGUCGACUGCAAGCAUCUUAGUCCAUCUUUCAAAAACUUAAUGAUCCUCUAAAUAAACUAUAUCUAGAAUUUCUAGAUUAUGUAUUGCCCUUCUUCAAUGAUCUUAAUAAAGAAAUGCAAGCCGAGGAUCCAAAGAUUUAUGCUCUUAGCAGUAGAGUCUCUGCAGUCUUGGCAACUAUACUCGAGUGUUACCUGAAGCCCGGCUACUUAAAGUCAACAGCACUAGCAAACGUGAAAAUCAGAGACCCAGCUAAUUUUCUUCCCUUAGAAGAUAUGUACUUGGGUGGUCAAGUAACUGCAUCACUACACUCGUGCCAUGGUAUCGAGAAACAGGAUCUUACAAACUUCAGGUUAAGAUGUCUUGAUUUUUUUAUUGAGAGUGCAUCACAGCUUCUACACAGAUUUAAUCUGACUGAUCCAUUACUUGAAUCUCUCAAAGCAUUGGAUCCUCAGUGUAUUUUGAAGAAAACCGUCCCAUCCAUUGCCCCAUUAGCAUCACAAUUUCCAAAUCUUGUCCAUGAGAAUGACUUGAACAACAUUGACAAUGAGUGGCGUUUGCUACGGAACACAGAAAUUAAUGUUCAGAGCAACAGUAGUGUUUGGAAGUUUUGGAUGGAAGUAAAGAAAGUUAAGAAAGGUGAUGACACACCCUUGUUUCCAAAGGUGGGAAACUUCAUGACGAAUUUUCUAUGCUUGCCUCAUUCAAGCGCCAGUGUCGAGAGAGUUUCUUCUCAAAUAAAUCUUUUGAAAGCAAAAGCAAGAAAUUCACUUAACACAGACACAUUAAUUGGAAUGCUUCAUGCUAAGAGAACAUUUGAAAAUUCAACAUCAGACAAUUUCAAAAUUACAUCAACACACGUGAACCUGAUGACGGAACACAUAUACGACCAGCAGGAGUAAUCAUUAUGGACACUGGCAACACGAGUAAAUAGCAUUGCAAGUACACGUGAGUAUAAUUUUGUAUCACUGUAUAUAUUAUGCUGAUAUCUCUUACAUAUAUAUGCGUAUAAAUAAUCUUUAAAAAAUAGGUUAGUAGUAAACAGGGUAAUCUUAAAGCAAACAGGGUAAUGUUAAGGGUGAAUUUAGGGUAAAGUUGGCAACUCGACCUGGCAG
Messenger RNA from Portunus trituberculatus (swimming crab), 2087 nucleotides. RefSeq lists its product as uncharacterized. Lineage: Eukaryota; Metazoa; Arthropoda; Malacostraca; Decapoda; Portunidae. The transcript has a single exon. The coding region runs from base 150 to 995 and encodes 281 amino acids. The record is from RefSeq and is a predicted model, not a curated record.